AUGUGCACUCAACAGCUUCUAGUAGUUCUCAUUGUGCCCUCUGUUGCACUAAGCCAACUGAAAGCUACACCCAUUGAAAAUCCUCAGGUGGAAAAAUAGAAAUGCGACACUGCCAUAUAUGCAAUUCAGUGGCUAGCAAAUUUUUUAGUCCAUUCCAGCAACAAUUUUAGUGUCAUUCUCUCACUUACCAAUGUGGGAUCCAACACAUAUGGCAAGAGAAAUACAGUUGAGAUUUUAAAUAAAAAAACGCUGACUGACUUACCCCUUUAG
Messenger RNA from Pteropus alecto (black flying fox), 270 nucleotides. RefSeq names its product islet amyloid polypeptide (gene IAPP). The transcript has 2 exons. Gene Ontology annotation, cellular component: extracellular region. Gene Ontology annotation, molecular function: hormone activity. The record is from RefSeq and is a predicted model, not a curated record. Lineage: Eukaryota; Metazoa; Chordata; Mammalia; Chiroptera; Pteropodidae.